This is a messenger RNA of Cryptococcus amylolentus CBS 6039, 2034 nucleotides long. RefSeq lists its product as hypothetical. Lineage: Eukaryota; Fungi; Basidiomycota; Tremellomycetes; Tremellales; Cryptococcaceae. The transcript is spliced from 10 exons. Gene Ontology annotation, molecular function: sarcosine oxidase activity; flavin adenine dinucleotide binding. The record is from RefSeq and is a predicted model, not a curated record. Bases 1 to 2034 code for a protein of 677 amino acids.
AUGACAACACCCAACAGCCACAUCGCCAUCGUCGGAGCAGGUAUCUUUGGUCUCACAAUAUCCCUCAAUCUCAAACAGAGAGGAUACAAACACGUCACUGUAUUCGACGAGCAAUAUCAUGAGGAAGCGGGCGAGUAUAAUGUACACGGGGACAGGGAUGUAGAUGCGGCGUAUCGUUAUCCCCGAAACAAGACAGCCCACGAAACACUCAAUGGAAGCUCCCUUCCACUCUGGAAACAGUGGAACACCCAAAUCGCCUCCACCCCCGCGCACCUCCUUCCCCCAGGGCUCAACCCUUCCGACAGACUAUUCUCCCCUUGCGGCUUUCUCAGUAUCAGCCGAGGGUUGACACUGUCUGCAAAAGACAGAGUUACAGUAGAUGCUCAUAAAGCCGCCGGUGGGAGGGCUACCAUAUACGUGAUCCGCGACCCGAUAGAUAUGGCCCGUCUGCGAACCAGCGCAUCCCUAAACCCCUCCUCCCAUUGGAUCCAAAAGGCCCAACUAUUCGACCACCCCAACCCCGAUCCCAACCAUCCCCUAACGAACGGUUUCCUCAACAUCUCAUCCGGCUCCACCAACGCCCCCAAAACUCAACUCUGGCUCCGGCACCUCUGCUCCCAAGCUGGUGUCAACUUUAUUUCUGGUGGGGCUAGAGGGAGAGUGGACGAAGUGCUUCGUUGGGAGGGUGGUAAGACGAAGAAAGUGAGGGCGGUGAAGACGGGGGAUGGGAAAGUGCAUGAUGCAGAUUUCGUCAUCUUGGCUUGUGGGGGCUGUACGUCGAAUUUGGUACCAGAAGUAGAUGAGCUGGUAGAACGGACGAUGGGGUCGGAGGUUAUCAUCCAAUUACCGACAGAUCGGCCGGAUUUGUGGGACAAAUUCUCGUCAGAGCGGUUCUACGGAUCGCCAAGAAAGGAAGACGGUACAAUCACAUUCGGAUACCGUAGUGGUCCGAAAGCCACCAAACCCCCUCUCUCCCAGUCCCCUUUAACCACCAAAUCAUCAUUCCCCAUCCCUCUCCCUCUUUCCAGCCCCACCACUCUCUCAAACCCCAUCCCCACCAACUCCAGACCUCAAACCUCUUGCAAUCCCUCUAAACCUCUCCCCACCUCUCUGCCCAUAGCCACGUUGCUCAUCAUCCGGAAUGCCAUCUCACAGAUAUUCCCCGAGCUGAGAGGGGUGGAUGUGAAUGUGGUGGAUACGAGGAUGGGGUCGUAUACUGAUUUGGUCAGGCCCGGGUCCAGCGCCCGGGGAGAAGCGGGUGGAGGGAAGGUGGCGGAUUGGGCGCCGGGGUAUGACGGGUUGUUUGUGGUUUUUGGGCAGGGUGAACAAGGAGCUGGAGGAUUUGUCCCAGAUCUCGGAAAAGACUUGGUCGAUUCCCUCGAAAAACGAGCCAACCUCUUCCCAUGGCCCUCCGACGCCCUCCCCAUCCGCACUUCCACACCUCUCGCUCUGCCCACCCCCAAUCCCCUUCCUAGCCCUGUAUCCUACUCGUAUCCAAACACUGGGUACCAUGACCAUCAACGGCACGAUAGCCUCACGCACGAUACCCUCACGGGGGCAGAUCCAUACGCUUAUUCUCAUGGUUUACCGUCUUUCACCGGAUAUCCGGACCAUUCGACGGGUGUGUUGAGCCAUCAUACACUUACAGAUGCGCAUACUGCGGCUGAGCAUGAGGGGGUGUUCCCGCCCUUUUCUCCUGUAUCGGCUCUCCGCCACUCUGCCGAACCACCACCUCCUUCUUACUCUCAUCCCGCCCAGGGCCGCAGGUAUAAUGUUGGAGGAGGGGAACAUUUUAACCCCUCGCCCUCGCAGCAGCAAGCUCAGCAGGGGUACGAAAAUUUCGAAAACUUUGAAGCUUUAGGCGGGCUGGAAGGGCUGGCUAUGGUGGCUGCGGGCGGAGAGUUGGAGAGGGAACGAGAGAGGGAGAAGAGGGAAAGGGAGAAGCAGGAGAGGGAGAGGGAUGAUUGGGUAUGGGCGAAAGUGGAAGCUGCGGCGGGGCUUGCUAGUGCGAAAAUCAAUGGGAGGGUGACUUGA